AUCCUCCGAGGCUGAUCGUGUCAUUCCAGCAUUGCAAAGGAGCGGUUAGCGUCUGACAUUGGCUUUCUGAAGUUGAUCGAUCACGUACUUGUUGUGAAGCAAUUUGCGGUUAUAUUACAUUGCAAAGUAAGUCAGUGAGGAAAGAAGAAGAUGUCGACAGAUUUCUAUAUACGCUACUACGUAGGCCACAAAGGUAAAUUCGGCCACGAAUUUCUCGAGUUCGAAUUCAGGCCAGACGGAAAAUUGAGGUACGCCAACAAUUCGAACUACAAAAACGACACGAUGAUCCGCAAGGAAGCGUACGUUCACAACUGCGUUAUGGAAGAACUGAAGAGGAUAAUACAGGAUUCGGAAAUAAUGCAAGAGGAUGAUUCUCUAUGGCCGCAACCGGACAGAGUCGGUCGACAAGAAUUGGAAAUUGUCAUCGGAGACGAACACAUUUCAUUCACAACAUCUAAAACUGGUUCGCUACUAGACGUCAACCAAUCCAGGGAUCCGGAAGGACUACGAUGCUUCUAUUACCUCGUCCAGGACCUCAAGUGCCUCGUGUUUUCGCUCAUCGGUCUCCACUUCAAAAUAAAACCGAUAUAAACGGUUGCCAUCAUCGUAUCUCCCCCCCUUUCCCCCGCCAGUCUCGAUGGUUAUGUGUACGAGUAAUACAAAUAAAAUGAAAACAAUGUAUUUAUUAUUCUGUUGAUAACUUCAUGUUUGUUUUCAUCUAUAAAUCUACACUUAGUCUUUCGUACAGCAAUUCCAUCACUAUAAAAAAUACAUCCUUAAAUCGUGCUUGAGAUCCAACUUAAGUUUAUUGCUAAGUUAGGUUAUGUUGGAUAUUGCAUAUCAUUUUUCUCGCAUAUAAAUAUUGACCGUCAGAGCAAAAGAUUAUUGUGUAUCAGUUGGGGUGCUUGAAAGCUUCAUGCGACAGUUAAACGUGAUUUUAUUUUUAUAAAUUUUGUUCAGAUGAAAUAGUGAUUCCAUUUAAAACAUUGGAAUGGAAUUAAUUAUCGAGCCGCGCACAUACAUUUAAAUAAAGAUAAUUGGGCAGGAAUAUAUCCGAGAAUUGAAUAAAAGAAUUUCAAAUUA
Messenger RNA from Neodiprion fabricii, 1083 nucleotides. RefSeq names its product protein mago nashi homolog (gene mago). The coding region runs from base 151 to 591 and encodes 146 amino acids. The record is from RefSeq and is a predicted model, not a curated record. NCBI's taxonomy places the organism in Eukaryota, Metazoa, Arthropoda, Insecta, Hymenoptera, Diprionidae. Gene Ontology annotation, cellular component: exon-exon junction complex; nucleus; catalytic step 2 spliceosome. The transcript has a single exon. Gene Ontology annotation, biological process: RNA splicing.